UGCGCACAAUGGUGCACGUGACAUUUUCAGCAAAAUGCUACGUCUGUAGAGUUGAAGAUAAAACAAAUACAAACUUUCAUCGGAAUAAUGCACGUUCCACAGAGCGUGUAGAAUCGCUAAAAAGAAAGAAAGUUAUACACAUCUGGGAUGGCAUGAAGUAAUGCUGUAGAAACUGUCAUCCACUAUCAUGCUGAGUCGCCUUCAGGAGCUCAAGAAGGAAGAGGAGACUCUUCUGAAAAUAAAAAUCAUGCUUCAAGAUCAGCUGAAUAGGCUUAAGUUUGAAGAGGGGACCCUGAAGUCAAUGAUCAAUGCUCAGUCUGAAGAGAGCCCGAAUGAAGUCCCUGUCCCUGAGGUGGAAAUCAACCUUGAUGACGAGAGUGAGAUCAACCAGACCAAACUAGCAUUGGGUGCUCCAAAAGACUACGACAUGGAAGAGGAAGAGGAUGAGGAAGAUGAUGAUGAUGCAGACGAUGACCUCGAAAUGGUGCCAGAUGAUGAAGAGGAAGACGAUGACUGCUGACUGUACCUGGAAAAAGAGAACAUUGCAAUGUGCACAUAUGGCAUGCUGAAAGAUGUUUGCGCAAAGGGACUAUAACUUUCACUCUCUAUGUCUUAGAUUGGUGUUGCUUUAGAUAAACCGUUGGUUCACCCAUCUAUUGAAUCAUCCCAAAAAAAAAAAAAAAAAAUAUUACAAA
Myxocyprinus asiaticus (Chinese sucker) is the source of this 695-nucleotide messenger RNA. RefSeq names its product snRNA-activating protein complex subunit 5-like. The transcript is spliced from 5 exons. NCBI's taxonomy places the organism in Eukaryota, Metazoa, Chordata, Actinopteri, Cypriniformes, Catostomidae. Gene Ontology annotation, biological process: transcription by RNA polymerase II; transcription initiation at RNA polymerase III promoter. Gene Ontology annotation, cellular component: nucleus. The coding region runs from base 188 to 520 and encodes 110 amino acids. The record is from RefSeq and is a predicted model, not a curated record.